GUGUUCCUAGGAUCCUGAUCCUGAUCUCUGUCCAUAAAUACCGUCAGGCGCCUACGGGCCACGGUCGCCGCAAACGGGCCAAUGUCCAUCUUUGUUCCCACCGUGAACAAACUGCGUCGCUCCGGCAUAUAGCCAGAGUCUCGUGCACAAUGCACGACCUUCGUCAGAACCACGAUAUAUACCUGCCCUGGCCCUCCUAACUACCACUUGCUCUUUCCCACCUCGCCAGACUGACCGCACAUGCGUACCAUGGCCUUGGUCCUGGGGAUGCUCUGCAUGUCCGUUCAGUUUGCAUUGGGACAGAUGGCCAACGUCGCGUCGCCAUCUGCAGAGUUUGAGGUUCUUGCCAAAACCCAGGACAGUCCGGAUGUCUUGGACGCGAUAACGUCGUCCGCUCCGGUGUCGUCCAUUGAGGAUGUUCCGUCGACAUCGUCCACGAGGUCGUUUUCCUCGACGAGCAAGUCGCGUGCAUCACUCAGCAAACCCACUCCCGCCGCAGGUGCCGCUGCCGAUUCAGGCAGCAGCUUGUCGCAACAACCGCAGGCGGUCACUCUCAAUCGCACCAGCACAUCGCACUCCGUACAGCGGCCGCUCCCCACCGCUCCCUCGCCCGAAUCCUUCCCGCACACCCAGCCGCUGCCGCCCCAGCAUCCCCAGCCGGUACGGCACCCGCACCAGCCCCCAGCACGGCACAGCAGCAACAAGAGCGGGCUGAUCGUCGGGAUCGUCUUCGGCGUGCUCGGCGGCAUCGUGGGCUGCUUCGUGCUCUUCGCGCUCGGCCGGUGCGUGAACAGCUGGCGCCGCACGCCCUCGCGCGACCGCGUGCGCUCGGUGGUCGAUCGGCACUACCUCGAGCAGGAGAUGCAGGAGCGCGAGCGCGAGGACAUUGAGAGACGCGUGCGCGCCGCCAUACACUUCCGCCGGCCGAAACCGCCCCCACCACCCCCAUACCAGCAUGCGCCUGCAUACGACCAGGUCGUCGCCGCGCCCGAAGCAUGUCGUGAGCCUACACCACCUCCACCCCCGACGCCAACGGAAUACUCGCCGCCGACAGUCGCGCCACCACACUCGCCCUCAUGAUACAUCUUGCAUGCUCUGUCUUCCCUCGCUGUCGUUCUUUCUUGCAUAGCAUACUUCGUUCCCGUACAUCUCGC
Phanerochaete carnosa HHB-10118-sp is the source of this 1154-nucleotide messenger RNA. RefSeq lists its product as uncharacterized. NCBI's taxonomy places the organism in Eukaryota, Fungi, Basidiomycota, Agaricomycetes, Polyporales, Phanerochaetaceae. The record is from RefSeq and is a predicted model, not a curated record. The transcript is spliced from 2 exons. The coding region runs from base 250 to 1080 and encodes 276 amino acids.